CAAAUGUUUUGACGAGCCUUGGGCAAGGAAUACUGGUCAAAGAUGGCUUUGGUUCUUCACCUGUUGGCUUGCAUCUUUGGGACUGGUGCAUGGGUGGCCAUCAAUGGACUAUGGGUUGAACUUCCGCUCAUCGUCAAUGAGCUGCCAGAAGGAUGGUACUUACCGUCCUACCUCACCAUUCUCAUCCAGUUGGCCAACAUUGGACCUUUAUUUGUUACCAUAAUGCACAAGUGGAAGCCUGGGAAGCUAAAGGAAGUUUGGACCAUAUACACCAUAAUCAGUUUGGGAAUCGUGGCAUUGUUCCUUUUGGCAUUUUUCUGGAAAGAAACCACCUGGAUAGGAGGCCAGUUGCACAGUACAGGAUUCCUGGUCUUGACCUUUUUCUUGUCCUUAGUGGAUUGCACUUCUUCGGUAACAUUUCUGCCGUUCAUGAUGCAACUGCAACCCAAGUAUAUAACUACAUACUUUAUCGGAGAGGGCCUUAGCGGGCUCAUCCCAGGCCUUUUAUCCUUGAUCCAAGGUGUAGGAAUGAUAAAGUGUAUCAAUUCAACACACACUGAGAAUGUGACACAAGGCUGGUUCAAUGCCAGCCAAACCGACCACUACAUAGAGACUCAGUAUCUCCCGGCCAACUUCUCUGUUCAGGUCUUCAUUUUUCUUUUAUUCAUCAUGAUGGUUUUCUGUUUGGUGGCUUUUUUCUUCCUAAGUAGACUUUCCCAGAAGGAAAACUCCAAGAAUGCUUUGCUUCAAAGUACAAACACCCUGAAUUCCUACUCAACAACAGAUAUAACAUGCGACACAGGGCCUUCGGAGGCAAGCAAGACAGGUGACAGCACCAGCAAUGUGAAUAAUCCAAAGCCAGAAACAAAUAAAGUGGUGUACUCGUAUGGCCAUUAUGCACUCAUAUACUUCCUCACUGGAUGGGUGAAUGCCCUCACCAAUGGAGUCCUUCCUUCCAUACAGACGUACUCAUGCAUGCCAUAUGGUAAUCUGGCAUACCACCUGGCAGCAGCCCUGGGCUCCAUGGCAAAUCCUCUAGCUUGUCUGAUUGCCAUGUUCUUACCUAGCAGGUCUCUCCUCUGUUUGGUGUUCUGGUCUGUGCUUGGGACAGGAUUUGGGGCUUACAACAUGAUGACGGCAUUAAUGAGUCCAUGCCCCAUUCUACAAAACUCUAAUUGGGGUGUAGCCCUUAUUGUCAUCUCUUGGGUUCUCUUCAUCGGUACGCUGAGUUAUGUUAAAGUCAUGAUUGGGGUGAUUCUACGCAGCCAGAGUCACAGCGCCCUUCUGUGGUGUGGAGCGGUAGUGCAGUUGGGAUCCAUGAUUGGGGCGCUUGUCAUGUUCCCCAUGGUCAAUGUGUAUGGGUUUUUCAAUUCGGCCGAUCUCUGCAAUACGAACUGUCCCAGCUAAGAACAGAUGACUGCAAGGAAGCUAGACAUACAUAAAUAUAUACCUCUGCAUGGAAGCACAGUAAAAAG
Messenger RNA from Nanorana parkeri, 1475 nucleotides. It is a transcript of the gene SLC52A3, whose product is annotated as solute carrier family 52 member 3. Gene Ontology annotation, molecular function: riboflavin transmembrane transporter activity. Gene Ontology annotation, biological process: riboflavin transport. The coding region runs from base 43 to 1407 and encodes 454 amino acids. The transcript is spliced from 3 exons. The record is from RefSeq and is a predicted model, not a curated record. Gene Ontology annotation, cellular component: plasma membrane. NCBI's taxonomy places the organism in Eukaryota, Metazoa, Chordata, Amphibia, Anura, Dicroglossidae.